CCAAAUUCCAACCUGCUCAUGCACUAGCAACAUAGUGUCCACUGUGCAUUCCAAAAUGAUGUCCAUGAACAGCAAACAGGCAUUCAGCAUGCAUCCCAUGCUGCAUGAGCCGAAAUAUGCCCCGCUGCAUAGCAGCUCCGAAGCUAUCCGGAGAGCCUGCCUUCCAGCCCCACAGUUACAAGGCAACAUCUUUGCUGGCUUUGAUGAGACUUUGCUGAGGGGAGCUGAAGCUUUGGCUGCUGUGGAUAUUGUAUCUCAGAAGACACAUCCGUUCAAACCAGAUGCUACAUACCAUACGAUGAGUAGUGUGUCCUGCACCCCAACUUCUUCUUCAGUGCAUCUACAUCAUCCUUCGGUACUAACAACCCACCACUCACAUCACCAUCCUCACCACCAAUCCUCACAGGGCUUAGAUCAGGAUCUUCUUGACCACCUAAAUCCUGCUCUUACCUUAGGAGGUGUCCCAGAUGUCGGAUCUACACCUUCCCAUCCACAUGCCCAUAUGUCAGCCAUCAACCACAUGGCCCACCACACACAAUCUAUGAGCAUCGCUCAUAACCAUAGCUUGGUAGCACACCAAGCAAUGUCAUGCUCUGAAAGUGAAACAGAUCCCAGAGAACUUGAAUCAUUUGCAGAAAGAUUCAAACAAAGGAGAAUUAAACUUGGGGUAACACAGGCUGAUGUUGGAUCUGCCUUGGCCAAUUUGAAGAUUCCUGGUGUGGGUUGCCUCAGCCAAAGCACCAUUUGCCGGUUUGAAUCCCUUACCUUAUCUCAUAAUAACAUGGUGGCCCUAAAACCCAUAUUGGAAGCUUGGCUAGAAGAGGCUGAGAGAGCUCAGAGGGAGAAAAUGACCAAACCCGAAAUCUUUACAGGAGGAGACAAGAAACGCAAACGUACUUCUAUUGCAGCCCCAGAAAAACGUUCUCUAGAAGCCUAUUUUGCUGUUCAGCCAAGGCCGUCUUCAGAGAAAAUUGCAGCUAUUGCAGAGAAACUAGACUUGAAAAAAAAUGUAGUACGAGUCUGGUUUUGCAAUCAGAGGCAGAAACAAAAAAGAAUGAAGUUUUCUGCAACAUAUUGAACAAUCAUGCACUGUUUUGAACUGUCAAAAUACCUGGUUUCAUUCUAAGGGAAUUCAGACCUGCAGUAUGUCUUCAUAUUUUGGCAAAUACAAUUAACUGAUAAGGGACAUUAACUGGAACACCAUAGGUACCUGUAAAGUUGGACUGGUGAGUGGUAACUUUGGGAUAGUACUGUUUUGGUUUGACUAAGACUCCUAUGACCAAAUUCCAUUGACUUUAUAAAAUAAAAAUAAAAAAUAAAAAAAAGAAAUCAGUCGAAAGGAAUGAACAGCAAACUAAUGAAACUUGAAAACCCAUCUGUUUCUCUCAGUUUGAGCUAGCCUUUUAUAUUUAUGAUUGUAUAUAAUAAUUUGUGAUGAUAUUGCACCAGUGGUUACAAUUUUAAGUUAUUUGCUAAUAUAAUUUUCUGUAUAGCACACAUACCUUGAAUAUUAUUUAAUUUAAUAAAGUGACACCCACUAAACAACUAAAGAGACAAAUUCAUUGCAUGGUUUACCUCACGUUCCCUAUUAAAAAUCCUCCCCAUUUGCAAUACAGGUUCUGUUUCUACCUCAUCAUCAACUAGAGAGCACAUGUGGAAAUACAUUCUACAGGAAACGAUUUCUGGGUUUUAAAGCUAUGCCCCUUCGGUUUCACUGCAAAGAUGCUUUGACAAUCAAAUCAUUUUAUUCACAAGGUUCUGCUUGAAAUGUAUCUGACAAUGAAAAUGGCAGUGCACAUUGUCUGUGGCAUUAAAGCAUAACCUCACUUAUCUGUGCGCGCGUGUUAUUUUUAUUUAUCAAGAAUUGGUGACACGACUGAGAGUUUUAUUUUUUAAAGUUUAAAAGUUUAACUUAUAUGUAAUUGAUUCCACAAUGAACAUUAAUGUUAAUUAUUUUUUAAAUAUUUAACUUUGCACUUUCCUGGCAAGACACACAUUGCUUGGCAUAAUUUGGAGAGAAUCCCUCUGUUUUACUUUUUUUUUUUGUCAGUUUUUUUUUUUAAAUGACUAUUUACUUUUCUAUGUGUGUAUCAAAUGAAAUUUUGUGUCUGUGUAUGCUACAGAAUUUCAA
Molecule: messenger RNA, 2131 nt
Organism: Pelobates fuscus (common spadefoot toad)
Lineage: Eukaryota; Metazoa; Chordata; Amphibia; Anura; Pelobatidae
Product: brain-specific homeobox/POU domain protein 3
Exons: 2
Coding region: 56-1078 (340 amino acids)
Biological process (GO): regulation of transcription by RNA polymerase II
Molecular function (GO): RNA polymerase II cis-regulatory region sequence-specific DNA binding; DNA-binding transcription factor activity, RNA polymerase II-specific
Source: RefSeq, a predicted model, not a curated record